Phyllotreta striolata is the source of this 1452-nucleotide messenger RNA. The record is from the annotation of a GenBank genome assembly. Lineage: Eukaryota; Metazoa; Arthropoda; Insecta; Coleoptera; Chrysomelidae.
AUGUUCCCUGCUAAACUAUUAAAGCGUGCGAAUGUACCAAGCAAAGCGAUAAUUCGAUACAAAAACCCCGAUCACCACUGGUCGGUAGUGCGCAAGAAAACCUUCGCAGUGGACAAAGCCCUCCAACACUUCGACGAUUUCUACAAUCAAGUGUACAGCAAAAAGUGGCUGUCGAUCCGCAAGGCUCUAUUAAAAGACCGCCACAAGUACGUAGCCGUGCUCAACUACUACGGAGACCUCGAAGCCACCAAGUCGGCGCUGGAAUCCCUGGGGGCCCUCAACAUCCGGAAGUUAUUCGCCUUGGAAAAGGGCUACAUCGAAGCAGCCCUGGCUCAAAACAAACCCGACCGGGUGCUCGACGAGAUAUUCCGAAGGGAAUCCCCUACACCCGAUUCACCCGAAGGUACAGAAGUCAAACCGGACGCGCCUCGUACGUUCAACGCUAGCGAUUAUUCGCUGAAGACCAGCCUGGACCAGGCCGAUUUGGACACCAAACGAUUGAUCGACAGCGACGAUUCGUUGUCGGUCGAGGUCCUGCACCAAUUCGUACCGGCCACCAGGAUAAAAGGCAAGGAGGAUUUCAUACUGGAAUCCAGCCACUACAAGAUGUACGAUCAGAAGGCCGAGUUCCACGUGGACGUGUCCAAGGAAUACGAUCUCCACUUCCCCGAGCAUUUGAACGUCUACUGCUUCGAGGAGGGCAACAAAAGCGACUUCCCUCCGGCCAAAAGAGCCUCUACAGGCGUAUUAAAUUACUAUCUCAUGGACGGAGGCUCCGUGUUGCCCGUACUAGCUCUGGACAUCAAACCGAACAACAGGGUGUUGGACAUGUGCUGUGCCCCCGGCGGUAAAAGCCUACUAGCCCUGCAAACACUGUACCCCGAGCGAAUCGUAUCGAACGAUGUGUCUCUAUCGAGAGUUCGACGAAUGCAAAGCGUCUACAAGCAGUUCCUGAUAGACUUCGAGGACAGCUGGCUGGGCAAAGGGAAAGUCAAAUUGACGCAACGCGACGCCCGCUCGAUAGACUACGAUCAUUACGAUCGAAUACUGGUGGACGUGCCCUGUACGACCGAUAGGAUAUCGCUGCACGAAAACGACAACAACGUGUUCAAACCGUCGAGGAUCAAGGAGCGAUUGCAGCUGCCCGAACUCCAAGGGGAGAUACUCUUUCACGCCUUGAAUUUGGUUAAAAAAGGGGGUGUUGUGGUGUAUUCGACGUGCACGUUGAGCCCCAUACAAAACGACGGCGUCGUACACAUGGCGCUGAAGCGCGCUUGGGAGGAGACCGACAUGAAGAUAAUCGUCAAGGAUCUUUCACCGGCUCUGAUGCAAACGAAAAGCGUUUACAAAUUCGCCGAGCAGAGGAUGCUGAGAUACGGCCACUUGGUCAUACCGCUAGUCGACCAAAAUUUCGGCCCCACUUACUUCUGUAAGCUACAAAAAAUACAAUAA